This is a messenger RNA of Astyanax mexicanus (Mexican tetra), 1267 nucleotides long. RefSeq names its product aflatoxin B1 aldehyde reductase member 4. NCBI's taxonomy places the organism in Eukaryota, Metazoa, Chordata, Actinopteri, Characiformes, Acestrorhamphidae. The transcript has 7 exons. The record is from RefSeq and is a predicted model, not a curated record. Gene Ontology annotation, molecular function: oxidoreductase activity. The coding region runs from base 30 to 1115 and encodes 361 amino acids.
CUGUGCUUUCUGCCUUCACUCUCGUUGCCAUGCUGUUUACAGUGAGAGCCGGACUGAUCCCAGCUCAGCUCAGACUCUUCACCAGAUUCACCAGCCUCAGACCCCCACACUGUCCCCGGUUUAUCAGCAUGUCCUCCUCUCAGGCAGCCCGGUCCAAACCCCCAGCGACCCUGCUGGGCUCCAUGGCGUUCGGGGGUCGCGCUGAUGCGGAGCUGAGCGGACAGAUGGUGCAGGUGUUUCUGAAGAGAGGACACCAGGAGCUGGACACUGCCUUCAUGUACACAGAGGGACAGGCGGAAGCUAUAAUAGGGGGCAUGCAGCUUCCUGAGACAGUAAAAAUUGCAACCAAAGCGAACCCUUGGGAUGGCAAGACCCUGAAGCCGGAGAGUGUUCGCUCUCAGCUGGAGACGUCUCUAAAGAGACUGCACACCCAAAGCGUGGACAUCUUUUACCUGCAUGCCCCGGACCACCAGACCCCCGUUCAGGAAACACUGCAGGCCUGCAACGAGCUCCACAAAGAGGGGAAGUUCAAAGAGCUGGGCUUAUCUAACUAUGCCUCCUGGGAAGUGGCUGAAAUCUACUGCAUCUGCAAACAUAACAACUGGGUGCUCCCUACAGUCUACCAGGGAAUGUACAACGCCACCACGCGGCAAGUAGAGACAGAGCUGCUUCCUUGCUUGAGAUACUUCGGCAUCCGUUUCUAUGCGUACAAUCCUCUCGCAGGAGGUCUGCUCACUGGGAAAUAUCAUUAUGAGGACAAAGAUGGAAGCCAGCCAGCUGGACGCUUCUUUGGGAAUAACUGGGCUGCUGCCUACAGAGACAGGUACUGGAAGGAGAGCCACUUCUAUUCUAUAGAUGGUGUUCUGAAGGCUCUUGAAGCAGCAUACGGUUCAGAGAAGCCAUCAUUAACUUCAGCUGCCAUGCGCUGGAUGUAUCACCACUCUCAGCUAAAGGGGGAUCUUGGUGAUGGUGUGAUCAUUGGGAUGUCCACUAUGGAGCAGCUUCAGGAGAAUUUAACAGCAGCUGAAGGAGGCCCACUGAAGCAAGAAGUUGUGGAUGCCUUCAAAAAGGGCUGGGACCUGGUGGCCCACGAGUGUCCCAACUACUUCCGUUAGAUUCAGACUGUUUAUAUAGAAAACCUCUUUAUUCUCACCGGUAAAUCAGCACUUCCAAAUAAUUGUAUUUUUUUUCUUCUUCAAAAGUUUUAUAACAACAUGUAAUCAAUUCACCAAAUUUAGCUGUGAGGUAAUAAAUACGUAAUUUAUCA